Messenger RNA from Anthonomus grandis grandis, 562 nucleotides. RefSeq names its product trafficking protein particle complex subunit 2-like protein. Gene Ontology annotation, cellular component: cytoplasm; nucleus; TRAPP complex. The transcript has 5 exons. NCBI's taxonomy places the organism in Eukaryota, Metazoa, Arthropoda, Insecta, Coleoptera, Curculionidae. The coding region runs from base 105 to 524 and encodes 139 amino acids. Gene Ontology annotation, biological process: endoplasmic reticulum to Golgi vesicle-mediated transport. The record is from RefSeq and is a predicted model, not a curated record.
UGUCAAAGAAUGGAAUGUAGGGAAUGUUUAUGUUAAGAAAUUCUCUAAAAAUUAAAUAAAAUAUUGUCUGACAAAUUAUUGAAAAUAUAAUCGCUGAAGACAACAUGGCAGUUUGUGCCGCAAUAGUAGGAAAAGACAACUCCCCCAAAUACUUUUGUUGCAUUAACCCUGAUGAAGAAUUACAUUUCCAAUAUAAGGUGCUCUCCUCACUGGACAUUAUUGAGGAAAAGUUAAACCCUUCUAAUAAAACAGCCACUGAUUCCAGAGAACUUUAUUUAGGCCAACUCUAUUCACUUGAAACAUGCAAAAUUUAUGGAUAUGUUACAAAUACAAAAAUUAAAUUCAUAAUAGUGGUGGAUUCAACAAAUAUGAGCCUCAGGGAUAAUGAUAUACGAUCAAUGUUUAGAAAAAUCCAUUCGGAAUACGCAGACAUGGUUAGCAACCCAUUUUACAUUCCAGGAGAACCAAUUACCUCCAAGUCUUUUGACACCAGUAUCAAGAGCAUCAUCACAGGAACAGUGUAACUUGUGAGAAAUAAAAACAAACGAAAAACCUUCUAAAA